ACCCGCGCAUUUUCCCCCACCCGAAAAUUCCAAAUCCCAUAGACAUUUCCCAACCUAGACAGCAAAGUAGUUAUCUAUAAAUGCCAGUGGCACCAUCAGCGCCUCAUCCUCAACUCGGUAAACCCUCAGUAACAAAAAGUCAAACACCCACGCAAUAUUCCCACCCGAAAAAUAGUAAAACCUCUGGUAAAGUGCUGGUUAGGUAGGUAAAAAAAAAGUCAUUGGUGUUGGUUGAGAGCUGGCGGUUGCCAAAGUCCCCUAAACCGAAACAGUUGGGGUACACCAUCAAGAAGAAUAAAAGAGAUCCCCCAAAAGAGAGAAGAAGAACUAAAAGAAAAAAAAAAAAGAAAGACUAGAGAAAGAGGGAGAAACAAGUGUAGUGAUGGCUGUGUGAGAGUUAACGAGCGGAAAUGCGAUCAAACAUGGAGAUGGCAAAUUCGCAGAGUCUCUGAGGCAAUUCUUUGACACACAAAUUCCCCCUUUUUGUUACUUCCAUUACCCCUUUAUUAUUUUAUACCUGUGAUUAUCUGAUUACCGUGGGUCAAACGAGGGUGAAGUGAACUACAGAAUUUACCAGAGGGAGAGGACAAAACGGGUAUAACUGAUACGCUGAGGCUAGGGCACAACGAAAGGGGGGGGCCUUUUUUUUAUUUUACAACGAGAGGGGAAAAAAAAAAGCAGUGAAAUACCCGAGAUAUACACACGUUGUCGGGCCAGCACGCGGCCAACGGCUGCAACAGAAUGGAACUCCGCGUCGGCAGUAGAUACCGACUCGGACGGAAAAUUGGGAGUGGUUCCUUUGGAGAUAUUUAUUUAGGCACCAACAUCUCCACGGGCGAAGAAGUCGCCAUCAAGUUGGAAUGCAUAAAAACACGUCAUCCACAGUUACACAUAGAGUCGAGGUUCUACAAGAUGAUGCAGGGUGGUGUUGGCAUACCGACAAUAAAAUGGUGUGGAUCGGAAGGUGAUUAUAACGUAAUGGUCAUGGAGCUGCUUGGACCAUCGCUGGAAGACUUAUUCAAUUUUUGUUCUCGUAGAUUUACGUUAAAGACAGUUCUUCUACUUGCUGAUCAAAUGAUCAGCAGAACAGACUUCAUUCAUAGUCGCCACUUCAUCCACCGUGACAUUAAGCCUGACAAUUUUUUGAUGGGACUAGGUAAAAAGGGUAAUCUCGUGUAUAUUAUAGAUUUUGGAUUGGCGAAGAAAUAUCGAGAUGGUCGUACACACAGACAUAUACCGUAUCGAGAGAAUAAAAAUCUUACAGGAACUGCCAGAUACGCUAGUAUAAAUACACACAUGGGAAUUGAACAAUCCCGGAGAGACGAUCUCGAGUCAUUAGGUUAUGUCUUUAUGUACUUCAACAUUGGAAGUUUACCAUGGCAAGGAUUGAAAGCUGCGACUAAAAGGCAAAAGUACGAGCGGAUAUCGGAGAAGAAAAUGUCAACGCCUAUCGACGAACUCUGCAAAGGAUAUCCUAUUGAAUUCAUGAAGUACCUAAGAUACUGUCGACAAAUACGUUUUGAGGAGAGGCCAGAUUACUCAUAUUUGCGACAACUAUUUCGCACUCUUUUCCAUCACGAGACUUUCACUUACGACUACGUAUUCGACUGGAAUCUGCUCAAAUUCGGUAAUGCAAGACAGCAGGCAUUGCCAGCAGCCCAACAAGCACCAACUCACCCCCAACCAGCUAAUAUACCCCUGUCAUCUGGAACGAAUAACGAGCAAGAGCAUCCAUCAAGAAUGUACACCCGUCAGUGCCUCGCAAACGCCUCAGGUACAGCUGGUGCAACAGUGAGUACAUCGGGACGUCGUCAGAAGCACGAGACUGAUCAGGAGGAUACCCCAGAUAAGAAUGAUCUCCAAGGUAAAAUACAAUUCUACCAAAAGUUGUCCUCUAGCCACCAGGAGCUGACAGCAGGCCCUAAGCCCACGUCAUCCAAACAUCCAGCAAGUGGUCCUAGUGGUGAUGGUGGUGGUUUACCACUGGGACAAUCACUAACACCAGGUCGACAAUACAAAUUCAACACAUUCAAGCUCACCCAAACAGCUCAAGCACAAUCAACCCCCGAUAAUCUCGAUAUAUCCGGUAUUUGUAUUGGACAGAUUGACAAACACAGGGAACAUAUCAAUUACAACUCCCAGCGUUCACACAAUUAUUACCAAUCAUUUAUCAAACGUUUACCCAAUGAUAACGCGGAAACACGUCGUAUUGAUAAGCAGAGUUAUUUUUUUCAUGGGCAUAAAACUGAGAAAAAUUUAAAUUCCAACGUAAAUGCUAAAGUAACGGUGGGAAUGACAAAUAAUUAUCGAGAUGAGGUUGAUAAUAUCAAUGAUAUCGAUAAUAUCGGUAUCAUUGACACAACUCUCACUAGUUUCUGCGAUCCUGAAGAGCCCGAGGAGAUUAAAAAACACGAUAACGUUGAGUUUACGGAGCUCGAGGGUGAGAUAUUUAAGAAAACUCCAAUUCAAUCGAAAUCCAAAGGCUGCAAGAGCCUGGAGUCCCUAGACAGCACCGAUGACUGGCCUUGCAAGGACGCCAAGAGUCUCGAUGAUCUCCACAAGUCACCCCCAGGAUACUUCACACGUAAUAAAUCAUACAGAACAGUUGACUCAACGACAAAACGAAAGAGGACCAACAUAUUCCAUCGGAUUGGCCGUUCCCUUCAUUUUUUACCCCGAGGGAGGAAGAACGACGACAGGGGGAGUCCCCCAAAGGGCCAGGAGCAUCUCCACGAUAAAUCCGAUGAGUAUUUUUUGAAGAAAAAUCAGGACAAGCAGAUGCAUUUUUUUGAUGUACCCAGGGGAGAUUUUUUUGACAAACGCAGGCAAAAGGUGAUGAGUGAGGAGGAGGACGAGGUCCUUCUGAAAGAUCUCCUUGGUAAUUCAGUGGUGGAGAGGGUUGAGAGGUCCAAUGGGGAUGAUUAUUCAUUGGGUACCAGUGCCAAUAAGGACAGCUUGGAGAUUGGAUACUCAAUCAGUCAAUUUGGCAGACUUUAUCUUCAUAAUGUACGCCAGAAUGAGGGAUGGACUCCUGGGGAGGGAAAGGGUGAGACGGUCAGGGCUGAUUGGAUUAAUCGGAGGGAGGAGGAGAGAAACCGAGUGGAGUGUUACAGAGAUAUCAAGCCUCAGGGCAAUCUUGAUAUUAUCAAGGGAAUUCUUCUCGAUCUUUUUGUCUGCAUUUGUAUCUGAGAAUAUCUACCACCGUUACUUAUUUCUCAUUUAUUUUCUUAUUCUUCAGUUUUAAUCGUGGGGAUAUCCUCCUCGCAACCCUCGGCACUCAGAGAUUGAGGGUAGGAGUCCUCUGGGGGAUCCAAUUAAAUUCUCGUGAAUCUACGGUUAAAUUUCACCAUUACAUCCACGUGAAACUCAUUUUCAGGGGUGGGAUAAUCGAUUUUUGGUGGAAACACUUGGCCAAAACACAUUUAUCGGUGAAAUUCAUUGAUUCAAUGAACAAGUAAUUUUUUAAUGAGGAAAAUUAUAAAUGAGGUACUCCUUGUCCGGUUGUCAUACCAUUUUUUUUUUAUUAUUACCAAUCAAUACACUUGUGUUUUUAUUAAUGCAGUACGCGACUUAUACCAAAUUAUACCAUUAAUACGUUCAAUAGAUAAUAGUGCAGUAGUUAAAGGUAAUUGAAACAAUGACGUACAUCUGACUAAAUUCUCACACGACUGACUAGUAAGUGAUCAUUUUGAAAUCAUUUUUUAAAACGAUAUUGUGACGACGAGACUGAUUUAUACAGUCAUCAGUUCUUUAUUUUAAAACUUGAGACUGCGAAAAUUCUGAUAAUCUCAUUAUUUUAGUUAUUAGUUAACGCCAAUUUGGUAGUUAUGAUUAUUUGAAAUCCCUGUGUUCACACUUUUGAUACGUAUUUACACGAUUUUACUCGUAAUUUAAGGACUAGUGUGCGUCGGUUUAGGAUUCUGGUGAAAUGAUUAUUAUAUUCUGUUUUUUAAUGAAUAUUUCCAAAAUUUUCGAUCAAUCGGAUAAAUUUGGAAUUUAUUAAUGAUUUUAGCGGUGAUAAAUAGUCAUGAAGUGCCUUACGCGACGAUUUUAUUGAAAUCACGAUAAAUCUCUUCAUUUCACCUGUUUUCCUGAAUUUAUUAAUUUUCUCACGAUUGAAUUUAUCGAUGAAAUGUCCCUCUUAUUUUUAGGGACGCUCUUAUGCCAUUUGAUCAAUGUAAUACUUUAUUAGGAAGGAUUUUUUUCACUUUUAUUUUAUCGAUUUAUUGAUUAUACAGUUCAUUAGGCAAAUGAAUUAUAGAAAUAAAUGUUUUUCCAUUCAAGGACUCGUCUAAUUUUAUUUCUCGCACACCAUGAAUUUUUAAAAGUAGAAUUGUGUUUUUUCUCACUUGGCUUGAAUGGAAAAACCGUUAUAUCGUGUAUCAAAUUGUUAAAUCAAUGGAUUGUCAUUAAUAAGUAUUUUUUAAUUAGAAAUUUUUCAUUUUAAGACAUUCACGUUUUAUCUAUUGCUGCUAUUUAUUGAUUAACGAUUAUUUUCGAUAAUUCACUUUUUGUCGCACAUUUCGUUGUCAUUUCCAUAGCCAAGCGUGAAAAAUUAUUUUAUCAUCCAUUUGUUUAUUAACAAUUGCGAUUGUCCAGUGGAAUUGUGAAGAGGGAUGAGUUUUAUCGUUUUAUUUUGUUUUUUUCAUUAAUAAUUUU
Molecule: messenger RNA, 4659 nt
Organism: Fopius arisanus
Lineage: Eukaryota; Metazoa; Arthropoda; Insecta; Hymenoptera; Braconidae
Product: casein kinase I homolog RAG8
Exons: 7
Coding region: 742-3189 (815 amino acids)
Biological process (GO): endocytosis; signal transduction; positive regulation of proteasomal ubiquitin-dependent protein catabolic process
Cellular component (GO): cytoplasm; nucleus
Molecular function (GO): protein serine/threonine kinase activity; ATP binding
Source: RefSeq, a predicted model, not a curated record